Molecule: messenger RNA, 918 nt
Organism: Rhinocladiella mackenziei CBS 650.93
Lineage: Eukaryota; Fungi; Ascomycota; Eurotiomycetes; Chaetothyriales; Herpotrichiellaceae
Exons: 3
Coding region: 1-918 (305 amino acids)
Source: RefSeq, a predicted model, not a curated record
AUGAUCGGAUCACCAAACGACCGUGUCGACGACCAAGUUGUUCCACGGAGAGCAUAUGAACAAACAACACUCAACUACAUUCGAGUCUACAAACAUCGAGCUCACUACGACUUUGAAACGGUCCAUUCAAUUACCGACUCUACCCUCGUCUCGCAUGUAUCGUUCAUCAUCCACGAUGAAGAUGGCGAGGACACGCCCAUCACAAUGCCUCUUACGGCGGUGCUGGGGCGCUAUGAUGACGAUGGAGAUGGAUUCAGCAUAUCCCCAGACGCCAGUGAUGCUGAGUUGGAACAGCAUCAGAAGCAGGCGAUGCAGGAAGGGCCAAUGGAGGUGUAUCUCCAUGGCAAUGCCGCAUCCAUGCUAUACAAAGCGAUCAAGGAAAGUAAUCGCGGAGAGGUGAAGGUUUGUAUUUCCUCGACCAAGGUUGAUGGCCUUGUCCUCUUCCCCACACCAAACGGGCACAGUCUAAAUUACCGGUCGGCGACGCUCCACGGCAUCGCGGCACUGGUGCCUGACACCGACGUACGGAAAAAGCGUUAUGCCAUGCGCCUGCUCACCAACCACAUGUUCCGCUUCCGUUGGGAAAGCACGUACCCGGUAUCCCCCGCCGCGGUAGAUAAAGUCAAAGUCAUCCAAGUGAAAAUCCGUAGUGCAGGCGCUAAGAUUCGAACCGGAACUAUAGGCCCCUUUGACCCUCAUGUCGUGAGCGAAGAGGAUAGAGCGAGGAUCGAUGCAAAGGGAACUGGUGUUUGGUCUGGGGUCGUACCGGUUUUUGAGGUCCUAGGCCGACCUGUUCCUAGUGGUGUGUCAGGUGUUGGUGGUGAUGAGAGGGGCGUCAAGAGUAUAGAGGCAUGGAGGGAGCAGAGGAAUCAGAGGGAGAAGGGGUACGCGAAGAGAGUUGCUGGUGCAGAGAACUGA